AUGGCCAGGUUGAUAGAAAAAAACAGGAAAGGAGUUCGUUAAGAAAUUCCAGAGAAUCGACCAGCACUCUUCCCGACGGUUGUGCAUCUGCGGUUCUUGAAGACGACGAAGAUGGCGUAUAGGAGAAGACAAGGAAUUACGAGGGCUUCGACCUUCAAGGAGGAGAUUCAUCACCAACCGGACGAUCACCUCUCCGGCUCUCCAGCGUUAAAUUCUUCAUAUUCAUUUUCGCCGUCCUCAUCCUCCUCAACGCAAUCCUCAUCACUUGCUGCUCAGGCGAUCAGGGCCUCUGCAGCUCGUCGUGAAUCGUCUUUUGCCUCCGAAUCUCAAAGAUCCAAGGGGUCGGGGUUUGCUGCAAAUGAGGAUACACCGUCUGGAAAGGAUCCCAGGGGAUUUUGGGGUGUCCUGGCUCACAAAGCAAAAGCAAUUCUUGAGGAUGAUAUUGGAUCCCAACAAUUUGAAAAUCCUAGUAGAUCAAGAUUCCAGAUGCCAGAUGAUUCAUCUGGUGGCAAGUUUCAGCAGCCAUACCAACAAUCAUCUGAUAACUUGAGAAAAAUGGACAAUCCUACAUUCCGGAAGGGCUUGGAUAAGCUUACUUCUUCUCUUAACCAAAUUGGUGAUACCUUUGAAAAGGCUUUUGAGGAAGGACGCACAAUUGUGGAAAAUAAGACUGCAGAUAUUAUCCAAGAGACACGCAAACUUCAAAUGAGACGAAAAGGAAACAGUCCUGAGGCACAUAAUCGAGAUAUUGGAAUUAGUACUUCGUGGCAACCUCUGGUGCCGCCUGCACAACCUCUGAAUCAAGCCAACCAUGACAUUCAACUCAAGGCAUCUCGCGACGUUGCAAUGGCAACAGCGGCUAAAGCAAAACUUCUUCUUCGGGAGCUCAAAACUGUUAAAGCAGACCUGGCUUUUGCAAAGGCAAGGUGUUCUCAACUGGAAGAGGAGAAUAAAAUUCUUCGUGAAAAUCGCGAGAAGGGGAGUAAUGCUGCAGAUGAUGACUUGAUUCGCCUUCAACUGGAGACACUUUUGGCAGAAAAGGCUCGUCUAGCACACGAGAAUUCAAUAUUUGCUCGUGAGAAUCGUUUCUUGAGGGAAAUCGUUGAAUAUCACCAGCUCACCAUGCAGGAUGUUGUUUAUUUGGACGAGGGGAAUGAAGAAGUUACAGAAGUUUAUCCCAUUGCCAAGAUGCUCUCUGUUUCUCCACCCUCUCCUACCUCUCCAGACUCACAUUCUGGAAGCCCAACAGUUCCUAUUUCGCCUCCAGACACACCUGAUAUAUCAGCAAGUGAUUCCCAGCUGAGUUCAGCUACUCAAGUACUCGAGGAAAACAAGGAAAAUAGUGGCAAAACAUCCCCACUGGACUCGAGUACUCAAGUACCUGCGGAGAAAGUUGGCAGUAUAUCCCAAGUACCUUCUGACUAAAUUGAGUCUCACAUUCUUUAUUUAUUUAUUUUUAUUUUUUUCCCUUUUUAGUCGUCUUCUUUUUGGAUUUUUCUUCUUGUUUUUUAUGGAGUAAGUUGUGGGUGGUUUCACGGGUGCUUAUUUUUCAUCCUUUUCUUCCUUUGUUUUAUAUGUGUGGGGAGAAGAUGCUCUUUUCUUUCUUUUUGGCCCGCAUUUGUUGUUAUUUUUGUGUAUGUAAUUAUGUUAAAAUACGUAUCCAGGCUCUUUCGAUUUAUUCUUAAAAAAUAGGCAAUUCUUUUUCUUGUU
Messenger RNA from Tripterygium wilfordii, 1710 nucleotides. RefSeq lists its product as uncharacterized. Lineage: Eukaryota; Viridiplantae; Streptophyta; Magnoliopsida; Celastrales; Celastraceae. Bases 112 to 1425 code for a protein of 437 amino acids. The record is from RefSeq and is a predicted model, not a curated record. The transcript is spliced from 6 exons.